Messenger RNA from Drosophila busckii, 1510 nucleotides. RefSeq names its product putative inorganic phosphate cotransporter. Lineage: Eukaryota; Metazoa; Arthropoda; Insecta; Diptera; Drosophilidae. The record is from RefSeq and is a predicted model, not a curated record. Gene Ontology annotation, biological process: transmembrane transport; monoatomic anion transport. Gene Ontology annotation, cellular component: plasma membrane. The transcript has 4 exons. The coding region runs from base 66 to 1493 and encodes 475 amino acids. Gene Ontology annotation, molecular function: transmembrane transporter activity.
GGAGCAGUUCACAACGUCUGAUUCUGAAGAGUUAAUUACAAGCUGAAAAGUCGCUGUCUCCUAAAAUGACUGCAGAGGUGGAAGCUAAAGCUCCUGUUAUAGGCAUACGUCAUCUGCAGGCGUUGCUGCUGUUCAUUACUAUAACGUCGAUAUAUAUAGGUCGCCUCAAUGCAGGCGUUUCCGUUGUAGCCAUGACCAAUGCGGAAUCUACCAAUCCCGACUUUCCGGAACACAACUGGACGCCAGCACAGAUCUCGUACAUACUGUCCAGCUUCUAUUGGGGCUACGUGAUCACCCAGUUUCUGGGCGGCUAUCUGUGCAAGCUGUUCGGGGUGAAGAGCGUCAUGUUCUGGGCGAUAUUCAUUUCGGGCGUCUGCAGUGCUGUGACCCCGCUCUGCAUUGGCUGGGGCGGUUGGGGCGCCUACUGCGGCAUACGUGUGCUAAUGGGCUUUGCGCAGGGCAUCAUCUUUCCCUGCAUACAUCAGCACUUGGCGCGCUGGUCGCCGCCGCAGGAGCGCAAUCGUCUCGGCGCCUUGAGCCACACGGGCAUUGAGUGCGGCAAUGUGCUGUCCAUGUUUGUAAGUGGCAUGAUAGCAAAGGGUCCAAUGGGCUGGCCCGGCAUAUCCUACAUUUCCGCUAUUGUUGCCUUUGUUUGCUGUGCCUUGUGGUUUGUGUUUGCCUCCAACAAUGCCACCGAAUCGAGAUUCAUCAGCGAUGCGGAGAAGAAAUAUAUUGAGGAGUCGCUGCAGCAUGGCCAGAACUUCCACAAAGCGGUGAUACCCAUUCCCUGGCGUGCUAUAUGGACUUCAGUUCCAUUCAUGGCCUUGCUGGUGGCACGCUGCUCCGAGUCCUGGGGUCUGAGCACGCUGCAGGCUGAGAUUCCCGCUUACAUGCACGGCGUGCUUGAAAUGGAUAUUGGCUCAAACGCGCUCUUCUCAGCUUUGCCCUUCCUGGCCAUGUGGAUAAUGUCCUACGUCUAUCUGAUCUUCGCGGAUGUGCUGCUGACGCGACAGCUGCUCUCGCUGACGGGCAUACGCAAGACCAUGAACUCCUUGGCUUUCUGGAUUCCAGCAGUCACUCUCAUUGGCAUUGGCUUUCUGGAUGUGGAUCAUAAAACAUGGGCGAUUGUGCUCAUGACCAUAAGUGUGGGCGUUAACAGUGGCGCGACCAUUGGCAGCUCGCUUAACUCCAUUGAUCUGUCGCCCAAUCACGCCAGCAUCCUUAUGGGCAUUAUCAAUACAGCUGCGAAUGCAGUGCCCAUUGCCACGCCCCUUGUAGCGGGAGUCAUUGUUACGGAAAAGAGUGAUCGCACUCAAUGGCAAAUUGUGUUCAUCAUCUCAUCUGUGAUCUUUUUUGUGGGCAACUGCAUUUACUUAGCCUUUGGCACUGCCGUCUCGCAGCCUUGGGAUGCGGAAGAUUUUCUGCUAGAGAAGCGCAUUGAACGAGUGGAAGACGAAGAGCAAAUGAGCAAGCGCCGCAAGACUUCCAACUGAGCUGACAAAAUAAUAAA